UAGUAUGCCCGAGGGCAAGGAUUCUAUUGUAGGUGAAUUUUAUGUUUCAAAACCUCGUUGGGGACAACUUCCAAUUAGAUAAAUUUGACUUUCAAUGUUAUACAUGAAUUUAUUAUAUUGAAUUUCUUAAAUUUCAAUUCCUGCUUCCUAAAUUCCUUGAUCCUCCCUUGAUUAACUAUUUAGAUUCAAGAAAAACAAUGUAUGGACCAUAUAUUAAUCAUGGUAUCCAGCAGUGGAUUUGGAUGCAGCCUUGUGCACUCACGAUGAACUAUCCUGUCUGUCCAAAAUGUUCAAAUGAGUAGAACACGUUCUUCACGUGCCAACUGGAUUCAUUUUUUCGUCCAAGGCAUGAUAUGUGUACAAUUUUCAUAAAUAGAUAGUGAUAUAUUAAUGUUACUGUGUUUGCUUGCUUUCACACUUAUUGUCCUCGCAUCAUAUGUUUAACAAUCUCAUCUAAAAACUUGAACACUUGAAAAGAAUGUAUUUAUUUAAAUCUUGCAUGAACUUAUCUCUAAUACUAUUACUUUGCUUCCAGUUUUUGAUGCAGUAAGUGAUCAGCUUGAAGAAUGCCAUGGCAGCUGAUAGUGAAGGUGGGGAAUAUGCUGGCAGGAUUACAGGGCUUGUAGUGUUAUCUUGCUUGAUUGCUGCAACUGGAGGAAUAAUCUUUGGUUAUGACCUUGGAAUUUCAGGUGGGUUGAUCUCAAUGGAAUCAUUUCUCAAGGAAUUCUUCCCAGAAGUUUACAAAAAAAUGAAGGCCGACACAAAGACAAGCAACUAUUGUAAAUUUGAUAGCCAACUGUUGACACUUUUCACUUCCUCUCUCUAUAUAGCUGGUCUUAUUGCCUCCUUCUUUUCUUCACCGGUCACUAGGUCCUUUGGCCGGAAAAUAUCAAUCUUGAUUGGUGGAACUGUAAUUCUCGCCGGUGCUGCCCUUGGUGGAGCAUCUUAUAAUAUUUACAUGCUAAUACUCGGUCGUGUUUUGCUCGGUGUUGGCCUUGGUUUUACCAAUCAGGCAGUUCCACUAUACCUUUCAGAAAUGGCACCAUCCAGAUACAGGGGAGCUUUUAACACUGGUUUUCAAAUCUUUCUUAAAAUUGGUUUUAUAAUAGCCACGAUUAUAAACUAUUGCGCUGUUAAAAUCAAAGGAGGUUGGGGGUGGCGAAUUUCGUUAGCAAUGGCUGCAGCGCCGGCUGCGAUUCUGACUUUUGGGGCGUUUUUCCUCCCUGAGACACCAAAUAGUCUAAUUCAGCAACUAAAUGAUCAUGAAAAGGCCAAGCGAAUGCUGCAAAGAAUCCGAGGCGUUGAUGAUGUCCAAGUAGAACUAGACGAUCUCAUACAUGCAAGUUAUGCUUCAAAAUGCGUCAAACAUCCAUUGAAGAAUCUCUUGCAAAGAAAAUAUAGGCCUCAGCUUGUCAUGUCAAUGGCAAUUCCAUUUUUCCAACAAGCAACAGGAAUCAAUGUGACCGGGUUCUAUGCUCCGGUACUCUUUCGAACAAUGGGUCUAGCAGAAAGUGCAUCACUACUGUCAGCAAUGCUGCUUUCAUUAGUGGGCUUAGGUUCAACGAUUGCGUCAUCUUUGAUAGUCGACAAACUUGGCAGACGAGCUUUAUUUAUCUUGGGCGGGAUUCUAAUGUUCGUUACACAAAUGUUGAUUGGAGCAAUAAUGGCAGCCAAAUUGGGGGAUCAUGGAGAAUUAAGCAAAGGGCAUGGCGUUUUGGUUUUGAUCUUCACUUGUGUAUACGUUGCUGCAUUUAGUUUGUCAUGGGGACCAUUGGGAUGGGUUGUUACAAGUGAAAUUUUUCCGCUGGAAAUAAGGUCAGUAGCACAAAGUAUUAAUGUAGCCACAAGUCUUCUUUUUACAUUCAUCAUUGCUCAAGGCUUUCUUGAUAUGCUUUGCCACAUGAAGUCAGGAAUUUUCUUCUUCUUUGGAGGAUGGGUGGCAUUAAUGACCGGAUUUGUCUACUUUUUCCUGCCAGAAACCAAGAAUAUUCCCAUCGAGAAAAUGGAGAAAAUAUGGGGGGAGCAUACUUUCUGGAAAAGAUUUGUUCCUAGUAAUCAAGAGUAUGAAAAGAGUAUGAUUGAAAGAGAAUGAAUCGUUUGAUAUUUUUGAAAAUGAGUCCAUCCUGCUAAUAUAUAUGCAUUAUAGCCCUUGUUUGAGCCCCAUUUUGGGGAGAAAAUGAAUUUUUAAAUAGUAUAUUGAUUGGAAA
Messenger RNA from Olea europaea var. sylvestris, 2207 nucleotides. Its product is annotated as hexose carrier protein HEX6-like. Lineage: Eukaryota; Viridiplantae; Streptophyta; Magnoliopsida; Lamiales; Oleaceae. Gene Ontology annotation, cellular component: membrane. The record is from RefSeq and is a predicted model, not a curated record. Gene Ontology annotation, biological process: monosaccharide transmembrane transport. The transcript has 3 exons. The coding region runs from base 572 to 2092 and encodes 506 amino acids. Gene Ontology annotation, molecular function: monosaccharide transmembrane transporter activity.